AUGAGUUUAAACAAUUCAUCAUUAUCGUUGAACAAGAUAACUAGUCAUAAGAACACAUCCACUUCCAAUCUAAGUGUCACAUCGAAUUCUAAUGAUCCAUUCUAUGGAUUAUCUUUCAAAGUAGGAGUAGCAGAGAAUAAGAAUACUACUUAUAGAUCAAAAAUGGAAGAUGUUCACACUUAUGUUGCCAAUUUUGCUGAAAGAUUGGAUUGGGGAUAUUUUGCAGUUUUUGAUGGUCAUGCUGGUAAACAAGCAGCCAGAUGGUGUGGUAACAACUUACACAACUAUUUAGAGCAAGAAAUUUUAGAUAGUGAAGAGAAGAAUCUUGAAGAUUAUGAUAUGAGAGAUAGUCUUAAUAAUUCAUUUUUAAAAGCUGAUGAAUCAAUAACUAAAGAAGGAAGUGGGAAUUCUGGUUGUACGGCAGCUGUGGUGGUUCUUGCUUGGGAGAAGAAUGGAAAUAAAGAAAAAUCUAAUGAUAAUAAUGACAAUUCAAAUACUAUUGAUUAUAAAAAUCAUAAACGAGUAAUGUAUACUGCUAAUGUUGGAGACCUGAGAAUUAUUUUAUGUCGUGGAGGUAAUGCUUAUAGGUUAACUUAUGAUCAUAAAGCUAGUGAUAUUAAUGAAAUCAAUCGUAUAAGAGAUUCAGGGGGGUUAAUCUUAAAGAAUAGAGUUAAUGGGAUCUUAGCUGUUACCAGAUCUUUAGGUGAUUCUUAUAUGAAAGAAUUAGUAGUGGGGACUCCAUUCACUACGUCGACAGAAAUCUAUGAUACUGAUGAAUUUAUGAUUUUAGCAUGUGAUGGUGUUUGGGAUGUUAUUUCAGAUGUUAAGGCGGUGGAGAUUGUUAAAGAGAGCUUUACAAAAUCAGAUGAUCCUGAAGUUGCUGCUAAGAAAUUAUGUCAAAUUGCCAUGGAUAACUCAACAACAGAUAACAUUACCGUAAUGGUAGUGAAACUCGAUACUACUAUUUUUAAACGUACAUAA
Messenger RNA from Yamadazyma jaroonii, 981 nucleotides. Lineage: Eukaryota; Fungi; Ascomycota; Pichiomycetes; Serinales; Debaryomycetaceae. The record is from the annotation of a GenBank genome assembly.